Messenger RNA from Drosophila erecta, 3150 nucleotides. RefSeq names its product sex determination protein fruitless (gene fru). NCBI's taxonomy places the organism in Eukaryota, Metazoa, Arthropoda, Insecta, Diptera, Drosophilidae. Gene Ontology annotation, cellular component: nucleus. The transcript is spliced from 8 exons. The record is from RefSeq and is a predicted model, not a curated record. Gene Ontology annotation, molecular function: protein binding. Gene Ontology annotation, biological process: regulation of transcription by RNA polymerase II.
CUGAAAACAAAAAUUGAAAACAAGCGCAAGAUUACAGAAAACGAAAGACGAUCUGAGUGAGAACAAUCAUCUGCGAGUGUUGUGAAUAUGCGAUCAGCAACGAAAACCGUGAACUGUGAACAAUCGCAACACAUGCGACAGUGCAACAUGUGGCGCCUUGCUGCCUGAAAGCAAAAAGAUAAUCAAAGCAUUGUGUAAUAAUUUGCACAAAGGAAUUCCAAACUGAGAACGUGCGCGAGUGUUUGCUACAAAGUGUGUGAGAUACAAUCGCAGAAAUAUCAUCAGCAAAUGCCUCGUCGCAUCAAUGUGCCAGUUGAACUUGAGAGAUACAGCUGCAUACUCCAGAUAAUCGAAUAAUCGAAAUACCGAAAUACCGAAAGAUACUUUGCCCGACCACAAACGCAGUGCAAAUGUUAUAGUGCUCCGUCUACCUUCAAUUGCGGAAAUGACAAGGUACAACACUGACCAAGGAGCGAUGGACCAGCAAUUCUGCUUGCGCUGGAACAAUCAUCCCACAAAUCUGACCGGCGUGCUCACCUCACUGCUGCAGCGGGAGGCGCUAUGCGACGUCACGCUCGCCUGCGAGGGCGAAACAGUCAAGGCUCACCAGACCAUCCUGUCAGCCUGCAGUCCGUACUUCGAGACGAUUUUCCUACAGAACCAGCAUCCACAUCCCAUCAUCUACUUGAAAGAUGUCAGAUACUCAGAGAUGCGAUCUCUGCUCGACUUCAUGUACAAGGGCGAGGUCAACGUGGGUCAGAGUUCGCUGCCCAUGUUUCUCAAGACGGCCGAGAGCCUGCAGGUGCGUGGUCUCACAGAUAACAACAAUCUGAACUACCGCUCCGAUUGCGACAAGCUGCGCGAUUCGGCGGCCAGUUCGCCGACCGGACGUGGGCCCAGUAAUUACACCGGCGGCCUGGGCGGCGCUGGGGGCGUGGCCGAUGCGAUGCGCGACUCCCGCGACACUCUGCGCUCCCGCUGCGAACGGGAUCUGCGCGACGAGCUGACGCAGCGCAGCAGCAGCAGCAUGAGCGAACGCAGCUCGGCGGCGGCAGCGGCGGCGGCGGCAGCAGCGGCGGUAGCGGCCGCCGGCGGCAAUGUGAAUGCGGCUGCCGUCGCCCUGGGCCUGACCACGCCCACCGGCGGCGAACGAUCUCCGAGCGUGGGCAGCGCCAGUGCAGCGGCGGCGGCAGCGGCCGUAGCGGCUGCGGUGGCAGCGGCCGCCAAUCGAAGUGCCAGCGCCGACGGAUGCAGCGAUCGGGGAAGCGAGCGCGGCACGCUCGAGCGGACGGACAGUCGCGAUGAUCUGUUGCAGCUGGAUUAUAGCAACAAGGAUAACAACAAUAGCAACAGCAGCAGUACCGGCAACAACAACAACAAUAAUAACAACAACAAUAGCAGCAGCAACAACAACAACAACAGCAGCAGCAAUAGGGAGCGCAACAACAGCGGAGAACGUGAGCGGGAGCGGGAAAGAGAGCGUGAGCGUGAGCGGGACAGGGACAGGGAGCUGUCCACCACGCCGGUGGAGCAGCUGAGUAGUAGUAAGCGCAGACGUAAGAACUCAUCAUCCAACUGUGAUAACUCGCUGUCCUCGAGCCACCAGGACAGGCACUACCCGCAGGACUCUCAGGCCAACUUCAAGUCGAGUCCCGUGCCCAAAACGGGCGGCAGCACCUCGGAAUCGGAGGACGCCGGCGGCCGCCACGACUCGCCGCUCUCGAUGACCACCAGCGUCCACCUGGGCGGCGGUGGGGGCAAUGUGGGCGCGGCCAGCGCCCUGAGCGGCCUGAGCCAGUCGCUGAGCAUCAAGCAGGAGCUGAUGGACGCCCAGCAGCAGCAGCAGCAUCGAGAACACCACGUGGCCCUGCCGCCCGAUUACUUGCCGAGCGCCGCUCUAAAGCUGCACGCGGAGGACAUGUCAACGCUGCUCACGCAGCAUGCUUUGCAAGCAGCAGAUGCGCGGGACGAGCACAACGACGCCAAGCAGCUGCAGCUGGACCAGACGGACAAUAUCGACGGCUCCAAGGCCUGGCACAUGCGGCUAACUUUCGAGCGCCUCUCGGGCGGCUGCAACCUGCACCGUUGCAAGCUGUGCGGCAAGGUCGUCACCCACAUACGCAACCACUACCACGUCCACUUUCCGGGCCGCUUCGAGUGUCCGCUGUGCCGGGCCACCUACACGCGCAGCGACAACUUGCGCACCCACUGCAAGUUCAAGCAUCCCAUGUACAAUCCGGAUACGCGCAAGUUCGACAACCUAAUGUCCUCGUCGGCGGUGGGGGCGGCUGCCACGCCCACGGCCAGCCAGCUGGCGGUGGCCUCGCAAGCGGCCAUGGCAGCGGCAGCCGCGGCGGCCUUUAAUGCAGCGCAGCAGCAGCAGCAACAGCAGCAGCAGCACCAGCACCAGCAGCAGCAGCAACACCAGCAGUCGCAGCAGCAGCAGCAGCAACAGCAGCAGCAGCAGUCGCAGCAGCAACUCCAUGCCCUCGCGCAGCAGCACAUGCUGCAGCUGCAGCCGCAACACCACCAGCAGCAGCAGCACAAUGCCACAAGUGAAUGAUACAGUCAGUACCUGGGCUGGAACUACGGCGCCUGGCGUCCCGAUGACCCCAACCUCAAGCAGCAGCCCCAUCGCAAGGCUCAGCCCUUCAACUUCUAUGCCCGCGACUACUACUACCAGCAGCAGCAGCAGCAGCAGCCGCAGCAACAACAGCAGCAGCCACCCAGCAGCAGCAUGAACAACGGCAACAUGCGGCAGCAGCAGCAGCAGCAGCAACAUCGCCGCCAGCCGCAACUUCCGCCUGCCCAGACGAUCAUCAUCGAUGAGAGCGACAAUGAGCUGGAGGAGGAGCAGCAGAUGAGGCUGAGCUUUGAGCGGUACAUGGAGCAGCUGAAGCAGCUGGCGCCCUACGAUCCCCAAGAAACUUUGUGCAAUAGCAACACCAAUAACAUUAGCAGCAGCAGCAGCAGCAACGGCAACAGCAACAGCAACAACAGCAAUAGGAACAGCAACCGCAGCGGCGAGCCCACGAAUGCCAAUCCAAUGGAAGCUACUACAACUACUACUAAUAGUAAUAAUAUUAUUAACAAUAGCUAUGCUAACCACAGCACUAGGAACUACAGCAAAAGGCAGCAGGAGUAGCAGCA